Rotaria sordida is the source of this 537-nucleotide messenger RNA. The record is from the annotation of a GenBank genome assembly. Lineage: Eukaryota; Metazoa; Rotifera; Eurotatoria; Philodinida; Philodinidae.
AUGGCUCCAACAACUGAAAACAUGAAAAACUUAUUUGGUCCUCGAGCAACAUUACCAUCAUUGUCAGAUAUUUAUACAACAAGAAUUAAUGCUCUUCAGGCUACAAAUACUAAUUUAAGAGAAGAAAAUAAUAGACUUGAAACAUAUGCAACGGAAGUUAAUAACAAAAAUCAUGAUUUAACGGUGAAAGUUCUUGAACUCGAAACACAAAAUCUUCGAGUUGCAUUUGGAGCUGAAAUUCUAAAACAACUAUUAGUUCAACGCUUGGAAGAAUUUGAAAAAAAAGUUCAAGACCUUGAAGCACGUGAAAAUAAAGUUCAAGACUUCGAAGAACUUCAAAAAAAAGUUCAAUGCUUCGAAGAAUUUCAAAAAAAGUUUGAAGAGUUUCAAAAAACAAUUGAUAAAGAAAAUCAUGAUUUAAAAGAACCAACGUCACAAAUUAAAUCAAAUUUAACAAAAUUUAAGUUGUCAAAUCGUGAUGUUGAAAAACCACCAAAAGAACAUAAUGGUGUUAGACUCAAAGCAUGGUCGUACUAA